GAUGUCGCUCUAACAGCCGGCAACGGCGAACAAUUUUUGUUUGAUUUUCAUUGCGAAAGGCAUCAAUUUUAGAAUAAAUGUUGUAAAUAAUACGAAAAUAUAUUCAAGGUUCGUAUGUAAUUCUUAGAACAACGUCAAUUGCUUUUGAUGAUACCUAAGGUAUUCUACUUGUUAGGUAUAUUAUAAAUAGUGGGUAGGAUGGCCGGUCCCGAUGUUGCAGCUUUGGCAGCUGAUCUUGCAAGAGCAGUGGAGCUCACUAUGAGUCCCACAGCAGCACAAGCUGAUCGACUGAAAGCUUAUAAUGCUUGUGAGAGUUUUAAAGAGACUUCACCACUCUGCGCAGAGGCUGGUCUGUUCUUAGCUGCCGGAACACAACAUUCGAUUUUAUCAAGGCAUUUUGGGCUCCAGCUGAUGGAGCAUACUGUUAAGUAUCGAUGGACACAGAUAUCGCAAAAUGAGAAACUGUUCAUUAAGGAAAAUGCAAUGAAAUUACUGGCUGCUGGUGGCAUCAGUGAUGAGCCGCACAUGAAAGAUGCAUUGAGUAGAGUUGUUGUUGAGAUGGUGAAAAGGGAAUGGCCUCAGCAGUGGCCAGGUUUGUUGGCUGAAUUGUCAGAUGCUUGUGUUUGUGGAGAAAUACAAACUGAGCUAGUGUUAAUGGUAUUUUUGCGUUUGGUUGAGGACGUUGCGCUUUUGCAAACUUUGGAAUCUAACCAACGACGGAAAGAUAUUUAUCAAGCUCUUACAACGAAUAUGGCUGUCAUUUUUGAAUUUUUUCUACAAUUAAUUGAAUUACAUGUUGGUCAAUUUAGAGUUUGCAGUGAAACUGAAAACCAGCCUAAAGCAGCUGCACAUGGAAGAGUUGUACAAGUCGUACUCCUCACAUUGACUGGAUUUGUUGAGUGGGUUUCCAUGUCCCAUAUAAUGGCCCGCAAUGGAAGACUACUGCAAAUACUUUGUCUGCUCCUUAAUGAUAAUUCUUUUCAAUGUCCAGCUGCUGAAUGUUUGUCACAGAUUGUAAAUCGUAAAGGAAAACUUGAAGAAAGAAAAUCUUUAAUGUUUUUGUUCAAUGAUGAGGCUAUUCAGUGUUUAGUGUCAGCUGCCAAAGUUUCAAUUAUUACUCUCAACGAACAAGAUUAUUUAUUUAAGAAGAAAUUGAUUCAGAUUCUUUGUGGUAUUGGGACACAGUUAUGUUCCUUGUGGGGUAAGGAUGGUAUGCAACGUCCUUCAAACUAUUCCUUGUUUUUAGAUGCCAUUCUUGCAUUUUCUUCCCAUCCUAGUUUAACGCUUUCCCACCUCGCUAAUCCUUUGUGGAAUAGUAUGAUGAAACAUGAACACAUUUCUAGAGAUCAAGUUUUCCUGUCCUAUAUUCCGCAGUGGGUUCAAUGUACUGCUCCUAAAUUAAUUAAACUAACUUAUCCAACUAACAAAAACUCGAACAAUCCGAACGAGGCAGCUUCUUAUACUCGAUUCGAAUUUGAUAGCGAAGAAGAAUACUCUAUUUAUUUCCAUCGUUGUAAAUCGGAUUUCUCUGACAGCUUCAGACAAGCUACUGUAAUAGCUCCUAUCGUCACCUUUAGUUACGCAGAGCAGUGGUUGAUUAAAUGUCUGCAAGUACCAAAUAUUACUGGUGUUAAUACUACUGAUCCAGUAUACCUCGAAUGGGAAGCCCUUUCUAAUUGUUUGGAAAGCAUUUUGAGUCGCGUCUUGCAAGCUCAAGAACGGCCCUCCGUGCAAUCUGGAUUAACUCUUCUUCAGAUGUGUUUAACUUAUCAGCCAGUUGAUCCUCUUAUACUGUCUACACUUCUUACAUGCAUUUCUGCUUUAUUCGUUUUUCUAAGUAUGUCUUCAGGGCACAUGGCUCCAGCAAUUAAUUCAGUUGCGAUGUCUGGAGCAUCUCUACUACCUCAAGUUUUGGAAAAGAUAUUCUCUGCGUUGGUAUAUUCGCCACCUGGGCAAAGUAAAGAUUCAAGAUCAAGGGCUGUAAAAAAUGUAAGAAGACAUGCAGCGUCUUUAAUGGUUAAGAUCGGUGUCAAGUAUCCUCUACUUCUUUUGCCAGUAUUCGAUCAGAUUCGUGUGACUGUAGACAAUCUAUCACAUCACAAUGGUCCUGCCCAACUGAGCAUGCUGGAACGUGUUACCCUUCAGGAAGCUUUGCUCUUGAUAUCGAAUCAUUUUUGUGAUUACGAUCGGCAGAGUACUUUUGUCCGUGAAGUCAUGCGGGAAGCAAACGUACAGUGGACAUCUAUUGCUAAUUCUGGAGCGUUCAAAGGAGCCGUUGAAUUCAUGAAUUUCGUCGGAUUAAAUAAGACACCGGUCUCAGGAGACGAUCCAUGUGGAAUUAAUCGCAGUAAUUUGGUUUAUUGCGUUAAUUUGUUACUGGGAACAGUUAAAAGGUGCAACUGGCCAGAAGACCCUGAACGUGCAACCAGAGGCGGAUUUGUGGUUGCUUUGACUGAAGCUGGUAAUCCAGUAUGUAGAAAUCCAGCUGCGCCACACAUCGUGCCCCUUUUACCUCACAUAUUAUCUUUAAUUAGAAUUUUUAAUGAAAUUUUUACACCCGAAGCUCAAGCGAUUUUGCAUGAUGGUUUCAAGGGUUGUUUGAAUAUGCAGGAACUUGAAAAGGCCAAUUUGUUGGGACUUGUUGGGCACGUAUCCGAAGUAAACGAUACGCAAACGAAUAUAAGUACAUUGGAACGUAUGCAGAGAUUCUUGUGUGGUCUUCACGAAAGUUGCUAUCAUUUAAUGGGCUCAGUAGGUUCCAGUUUAGGCAGAGAUUUGUACAGUUUGCCUGAUUUGGGUCCUGCAAUUGUAACCAGCGUCCUGGCAUGCCUACAGUACAUUCCUGAUUACCGUUUGAGACCCAUCAUUAGAGUGUUUCUCAAGGCUUUUAUCUACUCAUGUCCUCAACCAUUUUACGAGGUUGUCCUCUUGCCAAUAAUGGCAUAUUUGGCUCCAUUAAUGGUAUCUCGAUUAAAUACGAAAUGGCAACAAGUUAGUGAAUUGAGAGGAAAAGAAGCUCAAGAUGACAAUGCUGAUGCACAAGAAGUGUUGGAAGAUAUAUUAACGAGGGCUCUGACUAGAGAGUACAUAGAUCUUCUGAAAGUGGCUUUAGUUGGUGGCAGCUUAACACCCGAAAAUAACCAGGACACUAUGGAAACUGAAGAUUUAAGCAUGGACGCUCCAACACCUACUCGUACCAAUUUAUCUAGCGAAGUAAUUUCUGAUCUUGGGACUUUACUACUGAGAUCAGAGAAGACGUGUCAAUCAUUGGUUCUGACCGUUCUUGGUACUCUUUCUUGGAUCGACAGUAAUGCCUCUCUAAAAGCCACUUUCCUCACCGGACCUAUAAUAAGACUGUUAGUCGCUGACAAUACACUAAACGGGGAAAUGGCAGCUCACAUAAUGGCGGCAGUGCUAAAUGGACUUACUCUUCAUGGACAACACGACGUAAACCAGGGUUCCUUGUUGACUCUGGGUGCACAAAUAUACGAAUUGCUCAGACCCACAUUCCCAGAAGUAUAUGCUGUAAUGCAACAAAUUCCAGGGAUCAAUCCCGUCGAUUUGCAAAAACUUGAUGAACGCAUUUCAGGACAGACCAGCAAGGGGAAUAAGGUUGAAAAAGUUAAGAAGGAUUUGUUUAAAAAGAUUACAUCUACGUUGAUUGGACGCAGCGUCGGACAAUUAUUCAAGAAAGAAGUAAAAAUUCAAGAUCUUCCCAGGCUAGCAAUUCCAGAGAGAUCGGUGCGAAAAGAGGUUAUUCCUGAUUUGAGAAAUAUUUUUAGCGCAUGAUUUAUCUGUUUCUAGCAUUUAGAAAUCUAAGUAAUUUAUUUUCAAUUCUAUUCUGCUACAAUUAUUGUACAAUAAUGGUGUUGUACAAUGACUGGUUUUAAACCUAUUCUAUGUAAAUAAUUUGUUACUCAUAUAUUAUUUGUUUAUU
Molecule: messenger RNA, 3937 nt
Organism: Nicrophorus vespilloides
Lineage: Eukaryota; Metazoa; Arthropoda; Insecta; Coleoptera; Silphidae
Gene: Ranbp21
Product: exportin-5
Exons: 10
Coding region: 199-3789 (1196 amino acids)
Biological process (GO): protein export from nucleus; RNA export from nucleus
Cellular component (GO): cytoplasm; RNA nuclear export complex; nucleus
Molecular function (GO): nuclear export signal receptor activity; small GTPase binding; RNA binding
Source: RefSeq, a predicted model, not a curated record